Molecule: messenger RNA, 672 nt
Organism: Eupeodes corollae
Lineage: Eukaryota; Metazoa; Arthropoda; Insecta; Diptera; Syrphidae
Exons: 3
Coding region: 190-534 (114 amino acids)
Source: RefSeq, a predicted model, not a curated record
AUAAGCGCUUACUUUUGUAAUAAGUCGUAUAGUCUCAAAAAGUAUCUUACUGAAGACGUUUAAGAGUAAAGUUAAUAAUUAACAAAUACAAAAUAAUCAAGCCAUCUUGGUGCAACGGAAGAACACAGAAAGAAAACAACUAUUUUUAUAAUUUAAAAAAUUGCUCAACUAAUUAAAUCAAACAUCGCCAUGAAUUCAGUCGUUAUGAUUUCAAUUCUGUUGGUAGUUUGUAUGGCAAUUUCAGCUGAUGCAAGGAUAAGCGCUGGACUUUUCAGACAUCCAGAACAUCCUGGAAAGUGCCAUCUUGGUGAAGGUGUAAUAAUGGAAUCAGGUGAAGUUGUAAAGAAACACAAGGGCGAAUGCAAAAUGGUAACCUGCUAUGAAAAUGGUCAUGCUUCAAUAAUGCAUUGUGUUAACCAAAAGAUGCGUGAAGGAUGCACAGAGGGAAAAGUUUUAUAUCCUGAAGCAUCAUUUCCGGAAUGUUGUAAACGAGAAAUAACAUGUAAUACAUUUUAUUAUUCUCCAACUUUCUAAAUGACAUCGUUAUACAAUAGAUUUUUAAGAGGUUAAUUAUUAUAUUUAUACUAAGAAAUAAACAAUACGACUGAUAUAUUUAUACAAAGCUUAGAAAUAAGGACUUGAAAAAUAAAUAAAGAUGUAAAUUAAAGAAAA